AUGGAAGCUAGAAACGAAGAAGGAAGUCUAUUGAGCUCAAUUAGACCACCAAAAUUAGAAGAUGCAGGCCUGGAAGAUUGUGCAUUAUCUCAUGAUUCCAUAAAAGAAGCAUUUUUCAAAGCUGCAAAUUCUCUUAAAUCUUGGGCUCCAACUGAUCUUGAUUCAGAAGAUGAGGAUCACAAAGAAGAAUUAGGAUUACCUGAUUCUCUGAUUGGUAUCAAACCAGCUUCUGAUCCUCCAUCAUCAUCUUGUUCUAAUGAAAAAGGGAAUGGUUUGCCUGAAGUGAUUGGCGAUGAAGUUUGUGUUGGUGGCGAUGGUAAUGAAAUCAGUGAGAAAGAAUCUGAUCGAAUUUUAGGUUUGAAUAUUCCUCAAGGUAAAAAAGAAGAUGUUUGUAUUGAUGGAUUGCAAGGGCUAAAAAUUGAUGAUGAUGAAGAUGAAGAUGAUGAAGAAGAAAGUGAAUCUGAGAAUCCCAUUUUAGUUGAAGCUUUAAUUUGA
Molecule: messenger RNA, 495 nt
Organism: Papaver somniferum (opium poppy)
Lineage: Eukaryota; Viridiplantae; Streptophyta; Magnoliopsida; Ranunculales; Papaveraceae
Product: nucleolin-like
Exons: 1
Coding region: 1-495 (164 amino acids)
Source: RefSeq, a predicted model, not a curated record